This is a messenger RNA of Schistocerca cancellata (South American locust), 603 nucleotides long. Its product is annotated as gustatory receptor 68a-like. Lineage: Eukaryota; Metazoa; Arthropoda; Insecta; Orthoptera; Acrididae. Gene Ontology annotation, cellular component: membrane. Gene Ontology annotation, biological process: sensory perception of taste. The record is from RefSeq and is a predicted model, not a curated record. The transcript has a single exon. Bases 1 to 603 code for a protein of 200 amino acids.
AUGGUCCUGGAGCUGUGGGUGAGAUUGAGGAGUCUUAAUACAUGCCUUUUGGAGAUGGUGCUCCGUUCCGACCUUCGGGUUUUGCUAGUAGCGCCGCAGGAGGCUAUAACGACAGGAAGGUUGAGCCAUCUGUUGGAGGCGUUCGUGGCUUUAGGGCGCGCAGCCGAGUUCCUGGAGGAACACUUUGGGUUACUAGUAGCCACUGACAUCGCUCAGUGUGUGAUCGGCGCCAUCUGUAGUGCGUACGAGUUACUUAUCGCCAUUUCGGGAUUAUCCUCUACGAAGAUACUAAUAUACAAUAAAUCAGUAAGUACGUCGGUGCUGUGGCUCGCCUACCACUGCCUCAAGCUGGUUGCCAUAGCGUUGUCCUGUGACGCAUUCGAGAACGCGGCGAGGCGUACCGGCGUGAUCCUGCGGAGGUCACCAGUGCUGCGCUCUUCGUUCGCUGGCGAAGUGGAAGCCUUCCUGCGUGUGACGUCGCAGGACUCGCUUCUGCGCUUCACAGCUGCAGGAUUCAUCGAAGUCGACCGACGUCUGCUGGUUUCAGCACUUUCUGUUGUCAUAACAUACCUUGUUAUUAUUGGUCAGUCUGCAGUUAACUAA